Molecule: messenger RNA, 3453 nt
Organism: Ictalurus punctatus (channel catfish)
Lineage: Eukaryota; Metazoa; Chordata; Actinopteri; Siluriformes; Ictaluridae
Product: P2Y purinoceptor 2
Exons: 1
Coding region: 505-1524 (339 amino acids)
Biological process (GO): G protein-coupled receptor signaling pathway
Cellular component (GO): plasma membrane
Molecular function (GO): G protein-coupled receptor activity
Source: RefSeq, a predicted model, not a curated record
CUUGCACAUGAGAAUUCGAAAGAUCGUGUACCUCGCCUUUACUGGUGCCAUAGAGCUGCUUCUUUUUUUUCUCCCAGUGACAGAACACGUUAGGUCCAACACGGACAUUAUUUGCAGUAUAAGCUGACUUGUUUUUGAGUUACCGAGGUUUGGAUUAUUCUCAUUCAGCUGAAGUGUGACUGGAACUAUAAGAACUCAAUGCUAAAUAUAACUUUGAUAAUUGUUGGUUGGGAUUUUCACCUCUGUAACAAUUUUUUUUUUUAAAUGAAGCCACACUGUUUCUUGUUUAUGGAUCCUACUAAUGUGAAUAUUUUAGCAGUAUUCAUCAUAGUGUAAUGUGUUUAAUGUGAAUUGAUGCAGUACUGUUUCAGCUCAUUUGUUAUUUGGGGUGAAAAAAAACAGAACUGCCCUCGUUCUUCUUCCUCUUUUUCCACCGCAUCUUUUGGUAGUUGCUGUAUCAUGACAUGAAUUCACAGUUUUCGUUUUUUGCUCAUACGCUCAAAGAUGAACAACCACACUGAGGCGUCUUGCCUUCCAGAAGCUCAGCACAUCAUCAUAACAGUCUUCCUGUGCUUGAUCUACACGAUAGGACUCCUUCUUAACGGCUUCAGCCUCUGGGUUUUCAUCUUCCGGAUAUCCAAAUGGAAUGCUGGCACAGUUUUGCAGUUCAACUUGGCAAUAAGUGAUGCACUCGCUGCUCCUGUCACCCCGCUGAUAGCAACCUACUUUGUCAACGGGAACAACUGGGAGUUUAGCGACUUUCUGUGCAAGUUGAAGAUAGCCUUAAUCAGUGCUCACUUCUACGGCAGUAUUAUGUUCCUCGCCCUCAUCAGCAUUCAUCGCUACGUGGUUGUGGUUCAAUUCAAACGUUCGUCGCCGUUGAAACGGAAAGCCUUUGUGAAGAAACUUUGUUUUGGAGUUUGGUGUUUUUUGUUGGUUGGCGCCAUAGUGUACGGCGUUCUUCUGCCCGUUACCAAAGAAGACGGGCGCAAACAAUGCCUUUCCAUACAUCAAUCCAAACUUACAGAUGCGUACUUCGUUAUCAACUUUGUGCUCUUUGUUUUUGGCUUUCUUGUGCCUUUCACAGUAUCUGUGGUUUGCUACAGCUGUCUGGCUCGAUCGGUAACCAAGGUAAAUGUCAACUCACUGCAAGGUCAGGCAGUCAAGACAAAGUCACUAAGGAUGAUAGGACUAUGUCUAGUCAUCUUUGGAAUCUGCUUCCUCCCUCUCAAUGUUACCCGGACUAUUGCGGUUGUCAUUACAAAGUACUACCCUACAGAAUGUAAGCUUCUGGUACGAGUGGAAACAGCAUACUAUUCAUCCUAUGUCUUGGCAGGAAUCAACUGUUGCUUGGACCCCCUUAUCUAUUUCUUUGGCUCACACAGUUUUAAUAAAGCGUUCCAAAGAUCUGUGAAAAUACAAAGAGGUCAACAGGAAAUAGACAACAAAACUGAAUCAGAGACAACAGGUUACAGUGCAACUAGAAAUGCUAUCUAUACAAUAUCAUCAGAAAUGGUGUUAUAGAAUUUCAGAGAUACAAAUCUCCUCUUUCUUAUUUCCAAAAGUAUUUUAAGGUAUGUUUGGUUGUUAUCUCUUUCUGUUGUUUUGUUCACUGUUUUGUUCCUGUCAAAUAUUUUCUGUGAAGUAGUCAGAGAGGAACAAGAGUGCAAUGUCAAAAUCUACUUCUGCAACUUUAUUACACACUGUUGAAAUGUUUUCGUUUGUAUUGUCAUGCUGGUAAAAAAAAAAAAAAAAACCAAAAAAACCACAGCAUGACAUAACAUUUUACCAUAGUGCAAUUAAGCUUUUAAGGACAAAUUGUAGCAUGAUAUUUGUAAUAUAAUUUAAUACAUGUAAUGCAGUGUGAAAUUAUGUAGACAAUGUACAUUGCCAGUCAAGUUUUUGAACACCCCUUAUUACCACUUUAAGAAUUAAGAUUAAGAAAUGGGUUCUAGUUAAAUACUCUGAAAAUAUAAUAUUUCUGUAAGAAGAGAAGAAUAUAUAUGUAGUUUACAGUCAUGGAGUACCUACUGUACGUGCAUUUUCUUUGAAUAAAGCUCUCGUUUAGUGUCUCAUUAGACGUGGAACAUCUCCUUAAAUACAAAGAUUUUACUUUCAGUAACUGCUUUAUCCUGGUUAGGGUUGAGGUUGAGCCGGUGCUGAUCCCGGGAACAGUAGGCAUAAGGUGAGAAUACAUCCUGAGUAGGAUGCCUGUUCAUCACAGAGCAGUAAGCACACACACAGUCACACACUUAUUCAUACCUAAGGGGCAAUUUAGCAUAGGCAAUCUACCAACUGGUGGGAGGUAGAUUUUUGGGAGGUGGAAAGAAAACUGGGGAACAUUGGGGAAGCUCAGCGGUCACCCAAAAGACAUGGGAAGAAAAUGCUGCAAUAGUAAGGCAAUUUGGUGGUGCAGUAGGUAGCUGUAUUGCUGCCUCACAUCUCCAGGAUCCCUGCUUUGAUCCUGAGCUCAAGUUUCUGUCAACACUGAAGUUUCACAUGUUCUCACUUGUGACUCUUUGGGUUUCCUCUGGGUUCUGUGGUUUCCUCUCACUUCUUAAAAACAUGCCAGUAGGUUGACUAAAUUGAUCCUGCGUGUGAAUGCAUGUUCAUGGUGCCUUGUGAUGGAUGGACUGGAAUUCCAUCCUGUGUGUACUCAUGCCUCAUGUUGUGUAUUCCUUGGAUAGGCUCUGGAUCCACAGCAACCCUGACCAGGAUAAAGUGACUAUUGAAGAAGAAUGAAUGAAUAAGGCAAUUAGAAAUACUAAACCAUUUUAUUGAUCUAUUUAGUCAAGUAAUAAGGAAGCUAAUACACAGCUGGUAGAUGAACAACUCAGUAGGUAUUUUGGCAGCUGGUCAUAAUGAAUCUAAAUUAUGGAAAACAACUACCAGAAGAAAAAAAAAUCAACCUGUUCAACACUGCAGGAAAACCACUCACCUGGCUGCACUGUAUUUAAUCAGUAAGAGUUUCAUGGGGCUAAUGUUACUGUUGCUUUUACAAAUAAACCAUACCCCUCACCUACCAAACUUCAGAACUCAAAAGUGGGAAGAUGUUUUAGCAUAAACUGCACAACACAGAGGAACUUACAAAAGAACAAUAACAAUUUUCUGCAUAUGUUGAUUUUUCCUUUUUUGUAAAUUGAGGUUUAUAUAGAAAAAAUAACAAGCACAACAGCACCACCAGUGGUCAUAAGAAAAAUACACAGAAUGGUAUGAAGAAGCAAGGCUGGGGCUGAUUGCUUUCUAGCCUAGCCUGUAGAUUCAUGCAGUCUAUCAGUGGCCAUCAUGUCAGGUGAUUACACAGAGUGACAGAUUUGAGCCCCCUAAAUCUGAGCUUCAUUUUUGUAACGUGCAUGUGAAAUAAAUUUGUGAAUGUAAUGAACAUGAAUUAAGUAGAUUAUUUACGCCAUCAUCCUUUUUUCACCAAAAUGAUACACUAAGAACAUAUUGUCC